This is a messenger RNA of Triticum aestivum (bread wheat), 3124 nucleotides long. RefSeq names its product G-type lectin S-receptor-like serine/threonine-protein kinase At2g19130. The transcript has a single exon. Gene Ontology annotation, biological process: protein phosphorylation; recognition of pollen. NCBI's taxonomy places the organism in Eukaryota, Viridiplantae, Streptophyta, Magnoliopsida, Poales, Poaceae. The record is from RefSeq and is a predicted model, not a curated record. Gene Ontology annotation, molecular function: protein serine/threonine kinase activity; ATP binding. The coding region runs from base 18 to 2798 and encodes 926 amino acids.
AAUUGAAUGGGUCCAAAAUGGACUGUGGUGACUUUUCUGGACAGUCAGCAGAACAUACUUGUUCAGCUCAACCUCUUCCAUUCAAUCUUAUAUAUACAGCAUCUUCUUCCUUCUCCAAAUAUCAUAGCAGAGCAGCAAUGUUCUCCAUGCCUCCGCUCUACAUAUUAUCACUCGGGCUUCUCCUCUUCCACACUACUCCUUGGUGUUCCUCCUUUGCAGCCGCAUACAAUGAUACUCUCAUGGAAGGCCAAGUGCUCGCUGUCGGGGGCAAGCUCUUCUCGAGAAACAGCAAGUUCGCGCUUGGCUUCUUCCAGUUCCAGCCAGCAAGCACCAUCAGUAAGUCGUCUCAGAACACCGCAUCUCCCAGCCCUAGCUUGUGGUACCUUGGCAUAUGGUUCAAUAAGAUCCCAGUUUGCACUUCUGUAUGGGUUGCUAAUAGGGAUCAGCCCAUCGCUGACCCCAUCAUCAACCAAACACGGUUCAAGAUAUCAAGUGAUGGCAAUCUUGUCAUUGUAAACCAUGCCGCCAACAAUGAAUCCAUUGUUUGGUCCACCCGCGUUGUAAAUAAUAGGACACACCUCAGCAGAAACUACACUAGUACUGCCGUUCUCUUGAACAGUGGAAACCUUGCCCUCAAAGAGAGCCCGUCAUCCGCCCUACCGGUGUGGCAGAGCUUCGACUACCUAACAGAUGUUAUACUUCCUGGUGCAAAGUUUGGCCGGAACAAGGUCACUGGUUUCAGUCACCAGGCCAUCUCAAAGAAGAGCCUCAUUGAUCCGGGUCCUGGCUCAUACAGCUAUGAACUAGAACAGACCAAGGGGCUCGUCCUCAAGCGUCUCAAUCCCUUGGUAGAAUAUUGGCUUUAUGCAUCCUCCACAAAAUCAUCGUUCAAUCUUGUACCAAUGCUCAAGGCAGUGCUAGAUAUGGAUCCACGCACCAAAGGCUUGAUGAACCCAACAUAUGUUAAUAACGACCAAGAGGAGUACUACAUGUACACUUCACUUGAUGAGUCGUCUUCCUUUUUUAUCUCACUAGACAUCUCUGGUCAGGAAAAGCUGAAUCUUUGGUCGCAAGCUAAUCAAUCUUGGCAAACCAUAUAUGCCUCACCUAACAAUCCCUGCAUUCCUCCUGCUACUUGUGGACCUUACACGGUCUGCAAUGGCAAUGCACAGCUAUCCUGUGACUGUAUGAAGAGCUUCUCUCAGCAAUCACCGCAAGAUUGGGAGUUUGAGGACCGAACAGGAGGAUGCAUCAGAGAUACACCAUUACAUUGCACUAGUGACAGAAACAUCACAAGUUCAACAGACAUGUUCCACCCAAUUGCUCAAGUUACAUUGCCCUACAACCCGCAGAGCAUAGUCGUUGCUUCUACUCAGAUCAAAUGUGAAGAAGCUUGUCUCAGUUCCUGCUCCUGCACUGCUUACUCCUAUAAGAAUAACAUAUGCUAUGUCUGGAAUGGGGAAUUGCUUAGCGUAAAUCUGAACAACGGCAUUGAUAUCACUUCUGAAGAUGUUCUUUACCUCCGUCUUUCUGCCAAAGAUUUCUUGCCAAGUUUGAGAAAAAACAAAAUAAAACCAAAUGUUGGAGUUGUUACUGUCACAAGCAUUGUUGGGUUUGGGCUACUCAUGCUCCUGUUGUUGCUGUUACUGAAUUGGAGGAACAAAUUCAUGUGGUGUGGUUUGCUGCCAUUAUACUAUGACACUCAAGGUAGUGCCGGCGGGAUUAUAGCCUUCAAAUAUACUGAUUUAGUUAGUGCUACUAAAAACUUCUCUGAAAAGAUAGGUGUUGGAAGUUUUGGUUCUGUAUACAAGGGGGUGUUAAGUGACUCGAAGACUAUUGUAGCAGUGAAAAGGCUUGAUGGGGCCCGUCAAGGAGAGAAGCAAUUCAGGGCUGAGGUGAGCUCAGUUGGACUUAUCCAACACAUAAACCUAGUCAAAUUGAUUGGUUUCUGCUGCGAAGGUGAUCACAGAUUACUUGUGUAUGAACACAUGUUAAAUGGGUCUCUUGAUGGUCAUCUGUUUAAGAAGAGAAAUGAUGCCACUGAUGUCCUAAAUUGGAACAUCAGAUAUCAGAUAUCCCUAGGAGUUGCUAGAGGACUGUCCUACUUGCAUCAUUGUUGUCAUGAGAGCAUCAUACACUGCGAUAUUAAGCCAGAGAACAUACUUGUGGAUGCAUCAUUUAUUCCUAAAGUUGCAGACUUUGGGCUGGCAGCAUUUGUGGGAAGGGAUUUUAGCCGAAUUCUGACUUCAUUCAGAGGAACUGCAGGUUAUCUUGCCCCAGAGUGGCUUAGCGGAGUGGCAAUCACACCGAAAGUCGACGUCUACGGCUUCGGCAUGGUACUGCUGGAAAUAAUAUCAGGAAGGAGGAAUUCGUCACCUCAAACAUCACACAAUACUAGGAGCAGCAGCAGUUACCAACAUGAUGAAUAUUUCCCUGUGCAAGCCAUCAGCAAGCUUCAUGGUGGAGAUGUGAAGAGUAUAGUGGAUCCACGUUUACAUGGUGGCUUCAAUUUGGAAGAGGCUGAAAGGGUUUGCAAAGUUGCAUGUUGGUGCAUCCAAGAUAAUGAGGUCGAUCGGCCAACGAUGGGUGAAGUGGUCCGGGUCCUCGAGGGUCUACAGGAGAUCGAUAUGCCCCCUAUGCCAAGACUCCUUGCAGCUCUAACAGAACAAUCUGAUGCUGCAACUUCAGUGUACUCCCUCCGAUCCAAUUUGGUUGUCGUUCAAACGGAUGUAUAUAGCACUGAAAUACGUCGAGAUACAUCUGUUUCAGCAACAACUAAUAUUUAUCGGAGGGAGUAAUAAACUUAAUUCAUAGAGAGUAGGCCGCUUUGUCUCAGCAAAAAAAAAUAAAAAUUGAGGUUCUAUUGUUGAGGAGAAGGAAUAAAGGAAGCAAGCACUGAGCAAAAUAUGGCCAUACUAUAGUUGUGUCACUUGUAAGCUGGGAUAGUUGAUAUAUGUAUUUAUACUUGCGGCAUUCAUAGAGAUGUGUCACUUGUAAGCUGCUUCUUCAUUACUUUGAUGGUAAACUUGGACAACAAGGAGUUAACACAACCAACAGGAACAAAGAGAUGCAUGUUCUCAGACAACUUGUAAAGGAAAUACUGCACUAUGUUCUCAAGAGCAGA